CACUGUCGUCCAAUCAUAUUCCCGGAGAAAGUAUGUCUGCGUUGUAUACACCAAUCACAUAGUCGAAACAACUAUCAGCACCGCCCAAGUACACAAAAUGUAGCCAUUUUGCAAAUAUACUUUUUGGAACCGAACUAACACACCCUCCCUCACUCAGUAGCUAGCGAAUACAUGUAGACAAAUAUCAUUACACCAAAAACGUAACGUGAGGAAGGGUGUGGAAAUGCUGCGACUGUAGAGAGAGAGAGAGAGACAGACCGUCAGAGGACCAGUAUGGACUAUGACAGAAGGGGGGGUCGGGGAGACCGCAUGGGCCGCUAUGGCAACAACAGCUCCUCCGACCACGACUACCGAGACAUGGAUUACCGGGGCUACGGACAGGAAGAGGCGGAGCUGGGGACAGAAUAUAGCCGCAGCGACCAAGCUGACCAACCGGCAGGCGUCCGGGAGUUCGCCAAACCGUCCCGUUUCCACGACAACCGGCCUGGGUUCCGUCAGAGGGGUGAGGGGAGAGGGUCGGGGGGCGGUCCGGGUCGAGGGGGUAAAGGGUUCCCAUCACCCUGCCCCCCUCGAUCCCUGGUCUUACCCCAGCCAGAGGUAGCCCUGCCCAGGCUGCAGAGAAAGGAGAGAGAGGGAGAGGCAUCCAGGAGAGACUUCCAGAGCUUCAGGCCCAACUCAGAGGGUAGAGGAAGGGGAGGAGGAGGUAGAGGGGGAGGAAGAGGAGGGAGGGGAUACCCUGAGAACCAUGCCUCUCACCUGGGGGAGAGAGAGGGAGACUGGGGGAGGAUGGAAGGAGGUGCAGGUGGAGGUGUCACCCUCGCUGGACAGGAGGAGUACAGCACCAUGAGAAGAGGACCAGGGGAGGAGGAGAGGUUCCCCAGAGGAGGGGGACAAGGGAAGAGAAAGGGUUUCUCCAUGGGGGCUCCAGGUGAUGACUGUGGUGGUGGUGGGGGUAACGGCCCGGGGCUCCUAGGGGGGGGGCUAGGGGCAGAUCCUGGGGGUCCAGACCCCUCCUCCUCCGCCUCCUUCUCAGUAGUAGAGGACCCAGAACAGAGAGAGCUGAUGGAGUACAGACCAGACCUUCUGGACCAGAACCAACGACCCUCCAACAUCAUCAUGUUACGCAUGCUGCCACCCAACGCUACCGCCAACGAGAUACGUGCCCAGCUCCAGGACCAGGGGAUUGACCCGACAGAGGUUCUGAUUCGCCUGAUGAGGAACAAGUCUUCAGGUCAGAGCCGUGGAUUCGCCUUCGUGGAGUUUAAUCACAUACAGGAGGCCUGCCGCUGGAUGGAGACCAAUCAGAGGGUUCUGUCUAUCAUAGGCCAGAGGGUGUCUAUGCACUACAGUGACCCUAAACCACGCGCCAACGAGGACUGGCUCUGCAACAAGUGUGGGGUUCAGAACUUCAAGAGGAGAGAGAAGUGCUUUAAAUGUGGUGUACCUAAAUCAGAGGCAGAGCUGAAACUGCCCCAGCUGAGGGAGUUACCUCUGGGUGGGCAUCAGAAGGACGGCUUAUUGCCCCUCCCUGCCCUCUACCAGCCAGCUGCUGCCACCUCGACUGCCCUCACCACCCCCAGGGACGUGGGCGGGGCCGGGGGCGGGGCCGGGGGAGCUAUCGCACAGCAGGCUGAGGUGGCCAACGACACUCUGAUCCUGAGGAACCUGGGUCCUCAUACCUCCCUGGAGUCCAUCCUGUCUGCUCUGGCUCCCUUCGCUACUCUGUCUCCUUCUAAUGUUCGACUGAUCAAAGAUAAACAGACACAACUCAACCGGGGCUUCGCUUUCCUACAGCUGUCUACUAUAGUGGAAGCGUCUCAGCUUCUCCAGAUCCUCCAGGCAUUACAGCCAGCUCUCUCUAUAGAUGGGAAGGCCAUCGCUGUGGAGUUCGCCAAGGGAUCCAAACGUGAUGUGUUCCUGACAGAUGGCAGUAGAGUGAGUGCUGCUACAGUCGCCAGUACAGCCAUCGCUGCAGCACAGUGGGCUGUUACCCAGACGGCCCAGUCCCUGUCCUCUGCCUCACAGCAGGGUGUGGAUGUGGGGUUGUACCACCAGAGGGCAGCAGUAACACUGAGCGUCUAUGGAGGCCAGGAGAACCACAACUACACAGUGGGGACAGAGGGCCCGGCCUACAAGGCCCAGGCAGGGGGAAUGGGUACAUCCCUACCCAGCACAGGAGUAGGCCUGAUGGGGGCGUACACAGGAACAGCACCUGCAGCAGUCUCUUCCGAGGCUGUCGUUUCUGGAGUGGAUGGUGUGCAGCUCUCUCUCGGCCAAUCACAGGCUCCACUCACCACAACGGCAACCGCACAGGCCAAUCAGCAUGUAGAGAUAGUGGGUAAGCCUCAGCCUGCUCCCACCCACCCCGCCACCCCCGGCACCGCACACCAGUACCAACAAUACCCGGUCCCGGACGUGUCCACCUACCAGUAUGAGGAGAGUUCUGGCUACUACUACGACCCUCUAACUGGACUCUACUACGACCCGAACUCACAGUACUACUAUAACGGGGUCACUCAGCAGUAUAUGUACUGGGACGGAGAGAAGCAGACAUACGUUCCAGCUCCUGCCCAAUCAACAGCAGAGGCUGCCGUUGCCCCAGGUGAUAACCCUGCCCCCCCUGACCCUCCCACUGCUGCCCCUGGAGGCAAGGAGAAGAAGGACAAGCCCAAAAAUAAGACCGCCCAACAGAUAGCGAAGGACAUGGAGCGUUGGGCUAAGAGUCUGAACAGACAGAAAGAGAACGUUCGCUCUCUCUCCUCCUCUUCCUCCUCUUCCUCCUCUACCACCCCUGUGACCUCUAUGGCUCCUCCCCCUGGUUACGCCCGGGUGCCUGGACACGGUCGCCUUGACGACCGCCGAGAGUCCGCCAGCGCAGACGCCGGUUAUGCUGUCCUGGAGAAGAAGGGGGCGUUGUCUGAAAGACCUCAGAUCAUCCUGGACCAGCUCAGACACACAGACCACAGAGAGCGCUCGCCCCCUCAGGUGCACGGUUUGGUUCCGGCCUACAGUGGAGAGACGGACAGCGAGGGAGAGGAGGGAGGAGAGAGGGAGGAGAGGCUCUCAGACUGGGCUAAGCUAGCCUGUCUACUGUGUCGGAGACAGUUCCCCAGCAAGGAGGCUCUCAUACGACACCAACAGCUCUCCGAGCUACACAAGCAAAACCUGGAGCAGCGGAGGUCACAGCAAGAGGGGGAUGUGGGGGGGAUGGGGGGUGAGGAAGGACAAAGGGGGGCCGUCCACAGAAACACCAGACCCCAAGAAGAGGAAGUACAGCCCCCUUGAUGGUACGGCUGGCAGUAGUCUAGGUGCCAGGAUGCUGCAGGGAGGGGUGAAGAAAGGACUGCUGCUGCGUAACAUGCAAGUGGACUGACCCCUGACCUCCAAACCCCGACCUCUAGCCUCUGACCUUUAACCUCUAACCUCUGACUUUCAACCAUCACGCAGGACUAGGCUCCCUAGGUACAAAUCUAGGAUCAGCUUACCUUCCCCCAAUCCUAACCUUAACCCUUUACACUCGUACCCGUAUACGGGUUGAAAAUGGCAGAUUUGGGCCUGUAAUGGAACGCUGUUAUAAACGAUGUCAGAGCUCAGGUUCUGCACUUCACAGCGCUGUCUGGGUUUUCACUGACAGCCGUUCUGAACUUGAGCACCUCACGCGACAAGAAGUUGGCCCCAUCCCUCCCGCUGAUUGGGCAACUUUUACAAAAGUUUUGUUGUCCAAGUGAGGACAAUGCUGUAAAUUAAGAGGACUCUGUGUAUUUUGAAAGAUGAGAUGUUGAGGAUUAUAAUAAAUAUUGCUUUGACGUCAUACAAGCAAGCCAAACACCUGUGAGUGCAGUCCGUCUCCCGUGAGACAUGUCGUCAUACCCCGGGUUGUUCUGAACAGAAUGAGCCUAUGUUUGUCUGUUGCGAAUUGUCGAUUGCGAUUUAUAAUGAACUGUUUCUCGAUUGCGUAAACGACAACAGUAAUUGUGUGAUGGCGAGGGAUGAAGGGCUGUGUUCCAAAGAAAACAACUACUAGUCUGUUUGCUCUAGUUCCUCAACGCCACAGCUAGGAGAGCUAAAAAAAUCACCUUAUAGUUGAAAACUCUUCU
Coregonus clupeaformis (lake whitefish) is the source of this 4097-nucleotide messenger RNA. RefSeq names its product RNA binding motif protein 10 (gene rbm10). The coding region runs from base 274 to 3285 and encodes 1003 amino acids. Gene Ontology annotation, molecular function: RNA binding. Gene Ontology annotation, biological process: mRNA splicing, via spliceosome. NCBI's taxonomy places the organism in Eukaryota, Metazoa, Chordata, Actinopteri, Salmoniformes, Salmonidae. The transcript is spliced from 22 exons. The record is from RefSeq and is a predicted model, not a curated record. Gene Ontology annotation, cellular component: nucleus.